Messenger RNA from Scaptodrosophila lebanonensis, 707 nucleotides. It is a transcript of the gene CAH6, whose product is annotated as carbonic anhydrase 2. Gene Ontology annotation, cellular component: cytoplasm. Gene Ontology annotation, molecular function: carbonate dehydratase activity; zinc ion binding. Lineage: Eukaryota; Metazoa; Arthropoda; Insecta; Diptera; Drosophilidae. The coding region runs from base 82 to 705 and encodes 207 amino acids. The record is from RefSeq and is a predicted model, not a curated record. The transcript is spliced from 3 exons.
UUGCCGCGCAUUGUUUUCAUAAACUAUGACAGCUUACUCAGAGGACCUCUGACUUUGAUUAAUGAUGGACAUACCGUCCACAUGGAUAUACCGGAAACAGUCAACGGUGGUAGACCCACCAUAACCGGUGGCUUAUUGAAAUCCAAGUAUGUGGCCGAAGGUCUUCACUUCCAUUGGGGAUCACCUACGACAAGAGGCUCCGAGCACAUCAUUAGCAGAAGGCAGUAUGACGUUGAAAUGCAUAUUGUGCAUAGAAAUAUCCGAUAUGCAACUGUCUCGGAAGCUGCACAAUAUUCAGACGGCUUAGCUGUAUUAGGCAUUAUGUUCAAAAUUGCAAACUAUCCCAGCAAAUUCUAUCCUGGUCUAAGCAGGGUAUUUGCACAGAUUCCCAAUGUGAUCGAGUACGAUUCGACGGCACAGGUUUCUGGUUCCAUUACUCUAGGCCAACUGUUGGGAGAUCUGAACACGGCCGACUUUUUCACCUAUAAGGGUUCCUUGACAGUGCCCGACUGCCAUGAAGCUGUCACUUGGACUGUUUUCCCCCAUGCUCUGCCACUGCCAUACGAAUUUGUCUCUACAUUUUGGAACAUGAGGGACUCAAAUGGAGAUGUUCUCACAGACACCUUUCGCUUAACACAGCCCCGUAAUAAUCGAGCUGUCGUCUAUCGCACCACAAAAGAUCUGAGCAACAUUUUCCUUGGCUAAAA